AAUAGUUCUAGCUCCAUCAGGUUUUCCCAGCAGCCAAAAGCAAGUCUCCCACAGAGCUCUGCCAGUGAAACAGUUCACGGCAAGUCGGCGGUUUGGAUCGGAAAGGUUUGAAACUCAUCCACAGUUAGGAGCAGUAGGCUUGAGCUUGUAGCUUAAGGGACUGUUUUCUCUUUCCCAGGUCUUAGGCUUGGGCGAGAUUUUAGGGCAGAUGGAAUUAAAACCUGCUUGACCGUGGACCGCCACCGGAACCCCUGCAGCGCUUAUUGCAGGAGUGACCAGGACACUACCUUCUGGAAGUAAUGCCCACAGAAAGCGGAAGUUGUUCAACUGCUCGCCAAGCGAAACAAAAACGCAAAUCACAUAGCCUUUCUAUACGAAGAACUAACAGCUCGGAACAGGAGAGGACAGGACUACCAAGAGAAAUGUUAGAAGGACAAGAUUCUAAACUGCCUUCCUCAGUUCGCAGUACACUUCUGGAACUAUUUGGUCAAAUAGAAAGAGAAUUUGAAAACCUUUAUAUUGAAAAUUUAGAGUUACGAAGAGAAAUUGAUACUCUUAAUGAACGCUUAGCUGCUGAAGGACAAGCAAUUGAUGGAGCAGAACUUAGUAAGGGCCAACUCAAAGCAAAAGCCAGUCACAGUACCAGUCAGCUGUCUCAGAAACUAAAGACCACUUACAAGGCUUCUACCAGCAAGAUUGUCUCUAGCUUUAAGACCACCACUUCGAGGGCUGUCUGCCAGCUUGUGAAGGAGUACAUCGGCCACAGGGAUGGCAUCUGGGAUGUUAGUGUUGCAAGGACACAGCCAGUGGUGCUGGGGACCGCGUCUGCUGAUCACACUGCUUUGCUGUGGAGCAUAGAGACGGGGAAGUGCCUUGUCAAAUAUACAGGCCAUGUAGGUUCAGUAAAUUCUAUAAAAUUUCAUCCCUCAGAGCAGUUGGCUCUCACUGCUUCUGGAGAUCAGACUGCUCAUAUUUGGAGAUAUGUGGUACAGCUGCCAACACCUCAGCCUAUUGCCGACCCUAGUCAACAAAUAUCUGGAGAAGAUGAAAUCGAGUGCUCUGAUAAAGAUGAACCUGAUAUUGAUGGAGACGUGUCCAGUGACUGCCCUACCAUUCGAGUUCCACUGACAUCUCUCAAGAGCCACCAAGGCGUGGUCAUAGCUGCUGACUGGCUGGUUGGAGGCAAGCAGGCAGUGACAGCUUCCUGGGAUAGAACAGCGAACCUGUAUGAUGUUGAGACAUCUGAACUGGUUCAUUCUCUGACAGGGCAUGACCAGGAGUUAACGCACUGUUGCACACACCCCACCCAGCGGCUCGUGGUGACCUCCUCCCGUGACACAACUUUCCGUCUCUGGGAUUUCAGGGACCCUUCCAUCCACUCCGUGAAUGUUUUCCAGGGACACACGGACACUGUGACCUCUGCUGUGUUCACCGUGGGAGACAACGUUGUUUCAGGCAGUGAUGACCGCACAGUGAAAGUCUGGGAUUUAAAAAAUAUGAGAUCCCCAAUUGCAACUAUUCGCACAGACUCUGCCAUCAACAGGAUCAAUGUAUGUGUUGGCCAAAAAAUCAUAGCUCUCCCCCAUGACAACAGACAGGUGCGAUUGUUUGACAUGUCGGGUGUGCGACUAGCGCGGCUUCCCCGGAGUAGUCGACAGGGCCACAGAAGAAUGGUGUGCUGCUCAGCGUGGAGUGAAGAUCACCCCAUAUGCAAUCUAUUCACCUGUGGGUUUGAUAGGCAGGCCAUUGGCUGGAACAUCAACAUCCCUGCAUUAUUACAAGAAAAAUAAGGUUUCUGAUGUUUCUCAGUUUCGUGGUUUGCCAUGGACCUUUGACUCAUGCAGGCUUUUCUGCAUAUUAAUCAGCCAUUUUUGUGAGAGUUUGACCCUGGGAGGGGUGCUUUUUAUAUGUUCUUCUCACAUUGUGCCAGCUUGCAUGACAUGUACAGAAAAAUGAGUGGUCAUAUUUUUAUUUUUGUCUUGUGUGUAUAUAUUGGCAUCCUCUGGUCAGUAGAAGUGAAACUCACCUCCCACGUAGCAGAUAAAUACUUGUGAGUUGUUGACAUUUGACAGAUGAACAGUAGGGCAUUAAGUUUGUGUCAGUUAAAUGUGAACCUAUGUACUUGUUAUGAGGCCUAAGAGUCUGUUGCAUUUUCUGGAAUAAUUAUACAUAUCUACCUUUUACGGGGAGGAUUGCAGAGCUACAUUUGCAUUGGCUAAUGAGUGGCAGGAAUGAUCAAAGAUUUCAUGUUUACUUCUGUGUGAAGUUUUAUCAUGUGCUAUGUGUAAUUCAGUUUUAACUCUAAUUUCCAUUACAUUCUGUAGAAAUAACUUGGAUAUUAGCAGUUAAAAAAAUAGCACAGAAUGUUGAGUUUGCAACAUUCUGAGAGUUUCUUUUGAAAAGAAAAAGUUUCUGCUCUUUUUAUAGAAAAUCAUUUCAAUCUCCUGAGGUCUCAUACUAACAAAUUCUAAAAUACAAUGAUUCUAAUCACCAAUUUUAGAUAUUAAGCAAGAUUUAAAGCACUUUAGUUUAUAGCUGUGGUUAUAAACAGUUUUUAGCAGUUUCAAAUGAUUUAUCCACUGAAUGUGACUUGACCUUUAUAAGAAGGCUUGCUACCUGAAAACAAAAUCCUAUUUAUUUACUACAUUUUUGGUUUGCAUAUUUCUAAAUGGGUUCACUUCCUUGGUGGUAUUUGAGAGCCAACAAUGCAAAUAAAUGAGUACUACCUCAAAAAUAAAUAUUUGGAAAACUUUGGAGUCUCACUGUUGCCUAGCAGCACUUUUGAUUCAUAGCUGGAAUACUUAAUUCAGUUCAGAAGGCAAGAAAGACAAUCAUAUCAAAUGUAUCCCAAAGGUAAAAGGUUCUUCAAUUAGUCUUAUAAGGUAAUAACUAUAACAAAUAGUCCCAUAAGUAACCAGAUGCUUUUGUCUUAAGUAGCUGGGAUACCUCUCAGUGCCAAUCCUACUACUGCGUGAGUGAGCCUGUUGUUCUUGCCUUCUUAGAAACGCCUGUUCAUCUGAUAUUUGUAAGUUAAUGUUUCUUGUUGAGUUACGGUUUUGAUAGAGACAUCUCAGUUUCAACCCCUCAUAUUUUUAAUUAAUUAAAUAUGGCCAUUUGGAGGCUGAUUGCAGGAGAGGCACGGGAAAAUAAUACUUCAAACUGUCAUGGUGACUCCUCCCCCCUCUUCCCAGUUUCCUUCCUGUGUUUUCCCCUGUUUUGUGGUGACUCAGGAGGGUAACCAGCUGGGAACCAGUCAGUAGUCACUUGGUAAAUAUGGUUUGGAGGAUGUUCCGGUUAUCCUUUGGUGUAGCUGAUCAAGAAUGAGAAACACCUCAUUUUUGGCACCUUUGACUAGGGUCUUGCAGGAGCUGUUGGUAGAGCCUUCAGAUCUGAAUCAUUCAGAAAUUCUGAAAUGACGGACAUCGCCUGGAAGGGAGGGGAGAGCCCAAGAGUAGCAGUAAUGACGUAGAGUUGAGGGUGCUAAUGAAGGACAAAUGGCGAAUGUUCGCGAUUACUUUUACUUUUAAAUUCCAAAGGUUUGUUGUAACUUUAAGUUCGACAACUUUACGUGAUCACACUGUUUCAAGAACUGAAGUCAGACUGGUCACUGUGGUUGAUUAGAAUUUCAAGUUUCAGCUCUUGGUAUCCUAAGUGUAUUUUUGCUUGAUGGAAUACUGUAUCGAGAUAUUUGCUGUGGUCUCGUUUUAUCUUACAGUGAGAGAUCUGACUGCCACAUCCCUCCACUGCACUGCAUAUGCAAAAGCAUGACUUCCAGUGAUGAGCUGCACAAGCCAUGUUCUUAGGUUCCUUGUAUUUUAAUUUGAAAGUCUAGAUGUCUUAGAAUGAUUUUUAGAAACGUUGAAAUAUGUAUACAGAUAGCUAAAUCAAACUUAUGAACCAGAAUCUGCCAGAAUAAACAGUUUUGAAGCUUUUAAAGCAUACAUUCAUGAUGGCCGUUUAGUUGAAUGGCAGACUAGUGACCUUCACUGCCAGUAGCUGCUCACCUUCUCUCGCUAACUGGAGGGACCAGCCUCUGACACCAGAAGUGAGGCUCUUUCACUCAUUUCCACGAGAGGGCAGAAGACUCUAAUGGUGCUUGAGCGGAGUUCUCAGGAGCAGGAUAUGACUUACUGUUAACUACUGUGUCAUCUUCUAACAUGAUUUCAUCCACUGCUGCUGGGACCAUAAGAUUGGGGAAAGUGUAUCUGUGUGCGUGCGCAUGUGUGUGUGUGUAUGGCUAAAUUAAAUCAUGUUAUCAAUCUCAUGUGAUCUCAUUUGAAACAGUAUUUGGAAAUGGGAACGGUUUUGUCUUAUAUACUGACGUGUCCAGAAUUUCAUUUAAUAAUGGAAGGAAAAUGUGUAGUUACUAAAUAAUGUGUAUUGAUAAAGAUUUCAUAAGAGAUAUGUUGUUGAACAAAGCAACACUGUUCUCAACCACUGCACAUCCGUUUAUUUAGAGUCAGAAUGUCUGUACAUAUUUUGAAAUCUGAAGAAUUCUAUGUAAAUCAUUUGUUACUUAAACCUGUGAAAACAAGUUUGUUUUUUUGGAGUAAAAAGUAUGCAUUUGUAAGUGUUAUGUGGAAUCAGUUGUUUUUGUAUUGAUGUAAUUGUUUUUAAGUGUUCAGUGUCUUCAUUGCAAUAUGAAAUUCAUUAAAACUUCCAUGUUCUAUAAUUACUCUUACAGGA
Lepus europaeus (European hare) is the source of this 4686-nucleotide messenger RNA. RefSeq names its product WD repeat domain 37 (gene WDR37). Bases 300 to 1790 code for a protein of 496 amino acids. The record is from RefSeq and is a predicted model, not a curated record. Gene Ontology annotation, cellular component: preribosome, large subunit precursor. NCBI's taxonomy places the organism in Eukaryota, Metazoa, Chordata, Mammalia, Lagomorpha, Leporidae. Gene Ontology annotation, molecular function: protein binding. The transcript has 14 exons.